Tinamus guttatus (white-throated tinamou) is the source of this 525-nucleotide messenger RNA. The record is from RefSeq and is a predicted model, not a curated record. Lineage: Eukaryota; Metazoa; Chordata; Aves; Tinamiformes; Tinamidae.
AUGGCGCGUGAAGGCGCGUGCCCGCACGCAGGGCACUUCCCUGGGAAAGGGCUGGAUGUCGCCGGCGUCGCGGUGCGGCCGUGGCGGCCGGUGCCGGGGCUGCGGCGCAGAGAUAAGGCUGCGGCGCCGUCUCUGCAGAGCGCCCUGCGGCGCUCGGGGGACGCCGCGCUGCGGCUGCAGGUAACGAACCUCAGCUCUCCCGAGAGCGCGAUCCCCGGCGGGAUCGAGGUGCUUCAGUCCCUCACGGAGAAGGAGGUGCAGCAGUGGUACAAGGGCUUCAUCAAGGACUGCCCCAGCGGGCAGCUCGACGCCGCCGGCUUCCAGAAGAUCUACAAGCAGUUCUUCCCCUUCGGCGACCCCACCAAAUUCGCCACCUUCGUCUUCAACGUCUUCGACGAGAACAAGGACGGCAGGAUCGAGUUUUCCGAGUUCAUCCAGGCGCUGUCGGUCACCUCCCGGGGGACGCUGGACGAGAAGCUGAGGUGGGCCUUUAAGCUCUACGACUUGGACAACGACGGCUACACA